This is a messenger RNA of Leguminivora glycinivorella, 999 nucleotides long. RefSeq names its product pancreatic lipase-related protein 2-like. Gene Ontology annotation, molecular function: lipase activity. The transcript has 5 exons. The coding region runs from base 1 to 999 and encodes 332 amino acids. The record is from RefSeq and is a predicted model, not a curated record. Lineage: Eukaryota; Metazoa; Arthropoda; Insecta; Lepidoptera; Tortricidae.
AUGAAGCUGUUGGUGGUACUUGCCGCUUUUAUAGCAUUAUGCGCUGGAACCGCAAUUCCUCUGAUGCCAGGGGAUAACAGCCACUAUGUCGAGGGCGAGAGCCGAUAUAUCUGGAUGCCUGAUGGCGAAGGAGUUCCCCAUCUAGUGGACCUGCGGGAACCAGUUGAUGAAGAUUUCUUGCGCACCAGAAAUGGCACCAACAAUCAUUACUGGCUGUACACCAGAUUGAAUCCGACCAACCCCCAAAGGAUUGUUCAUGGGAACGUUCAUACUAUUUGGUCUUCCAACUACAAUGCCAGCCGCCCGCUGAAGGUUAUCGCCCACGGCUGGAACAAUAAUUUAAACAGUAAUAUCAACCCUCUACUCAGAGAUGCCUUCUUGAACGUUUCUGAUGCCAACGUCAUAGUGCUUGACUGGUACCAUCUCGCCGGCGGUUUCUACACCAGUGCCGUCCGUGGCAUUCCCAGUGUUGGAUAUUCCCUUGGAAUGUUCCUGGUGUGGCUGAUCGAUACCGCUGGAGGAAACUGGGACACUGUCCAUCUGGUCGGACACAGUCUGGGCGCUCACGUCGUCGGCAAUGCCGGUCGCGCGGCGGGCGGACGGGCCGCCCGAGUAACUGGUCUAGACCCCGCCGGCCCAUUGUGGGGGGGAAACAGUAACGCCUUAAAUGCCAACGACGGCGUGUACGUUGAAUGUAUUCAUACUGACGGCGGUCUGCUCGGCAUCCACGAUCCCAUCGGCAAUGCCAAUUUCUACCCCAAUGGUGGUAGAAACCCCCAGCCCGGCUGCUGGAUCAGCACUUGCUCCCACAGCCGUGCCUACCAGCUGUUCGCGUCCACUGUUGUGAACAAUCAUCUGAAUGGCCAAAUGUGCGACAACAUCGACCAAGUUCAACACAACCAGUGCUCAGGGCGCACAUUCCCAAUGGGCAACGGCGUUCUUCCAAAGUCUGGAUCUGGAUUGUUCAGACUAACGACCACAAGUUCUUACCCUUAUUAA